Molecule: messenger RNA, 1487 nt
Organism: Lolium rigidum
Lineage: Eukaryota; Viridiplantae; Streptophyta; Magnoliopsida; Poales; Poaceae
Product: protein POOR HOMOLOGOUS SYNAPSIS 1-like
Exons: 9
Coding region: 1-1266 (421 amino acids)
Source: RefSeq, a predicted model, not a curated record
AUGGUAGGCGGCGGCGCCGGCGACGACAGCAGGGCGCUGCUCGCACUGCGUUCGGAGGCCGCGGUGGACCGAAGGCGGGGGCAGGAAUGGAAGGUGGAAUUUGCUCGCUACUUCACGGCGCCGCCACGCGGGCCCUCGACGCCGCCGCCGCCGCCCCCCGGCGUCCGUUACGCCUUCCACGCCAACCAUCGCCACCCCGGUGCCUGGCUCCCCGCCGCCACCCCGGCCUCUCUUUGCGUCUCCCGCCCCAGCCAGGCCUCCUCGGUCCCCGUCCUCACCGUCUCCAUCGGCGACGUCGUCUUCGAGGAGCACUUUGUGUCCAUCCUCAACUUCUCAUGGCCUCAGAUUACAUGUAUGCCAGAAUUCCCAGUAACAGGGAGCAGGGUGGUGUUUGUGAGCUUUUGUGAUAAGUACAAACAGGUACAGAAGUUUGCUCUACGUUUCCCACUGUUCAGUGAUGCAGAGUCAUUCUUAAAUUAUGUGAAGGAAUGCUUAGGUGACACCAUGGAUAUCAUACCAUCUGGAAGUGACUAUGCGUGUGAAGAUUCAUCAGUAUCUGAAUAUAUUUCUUCUAAUGAACUUCAGCACAGCUUUGAGGAGCCAGCUUCAGACCACAGGACAGAGGCGCCAGCAAUAUGCUACCAUGAGGAACCAGACCAGCCUGUUUUUCAACCUCCCCUUGCUACCAACAUUGAAAAUAUCAACUCUGGUUUCCUUCAUAGUUCCACUGAAAUGCUGACAAAUUUCUCAACUGAGAAUGAAAAAGAUACAGAGGAUCCAUAUCAUGGAGGACCCGGAUUAUGCUACCUUGAGGAACCAGACCAGCCUGCUUCUGAACCUCUCCUUGCUACCAACAUUGACAAUGUCAACUCUGGUUUCCCUCCUAGUUUCACUGAAAUGCUGGCAAAUUUAUCAACUCAAAAUAAAAAAGAUAUGGAGGAUCCACAUCGACUGACUGGAGCAGACCAUACUGAAGAGGUGUACACUCAAGAUACUUGUCAUGAAGGUACAAAUAAUUUCAGCUCCAUUUACUGUUCAAGCAUCUUGAUGCUUCGUCUUUCUGACCUAUCUGCAGUAUUUCCUUCAGUUACAGUUGCCAGAAAUAAAAACACAGCCAAUAAAGAAAUCGAUACGGAAAACACUCCUGAUAAGGAAAUUGAUACUAGUGAAUCAACAAAUGAUCUUAUGGCAAGGAUAAAGACAUAUCUAGCCGACGACUCAUUCCAUGGUACGUUUUCCGGUCCUCUUCUAGUGGGAGUAAGAUAAAAAUAAGUAACACAAUUUUCUCGGCAUCUGCCUUGCCAAAUAACACGUGCCGACUUGGAAAACCAUGCGAUGUACUACUAUUUGUAUUACAGGUACAUAGAAUCCUCGUUUCACCAUUCAGUCUCGUACUGAUUUUGUGCAUUCUCUUUCCCUAGAUAUGUUGUUCAAGCUCGAGAGAGUCAUUGACGAACUGGGUAUGGACUUGUCACUCUAGAUAGCAA